This is a messenger RNA of Camarhynchus parvulus, 5686 nucleotides long. It is a transcript of the gene VEGFA, whose product is annotated as vascular endothelial growth factor A. Gene Ontology annotation, biological process: response to hypoxia; positive regulation of angiogenesis; vascular endothelial growth factor receptor signaling pathway. Gene Ontology annotation, cellular component: membrane. The record is from RefSeq and is a predicted model, not a curated record. Gene Ontology annotation, molecular function: heparin binding; growth factor activity; chemoattractant activity. The transcript has 8 exons. Bases 760 to 1410 code for a protein of 216 amino acids. Lineage: Eukaryota; Metazoa; Chordata; Aves; Passeriformes; Thraupidae.
UCCGCUGGGAUUUUUUUUUCCUCCCUUUCCUACAGAGCCUUCCCACGCCCCAGUUCCCUCCCUCUCUAUCCAGCUUGGAAUUUUUUUUCAUAUAUUACUAUUCUGAUUUUUUUUAAGCGGUGGACAGAGAGAGGGAGAGACAGUAACGGAGAGGACAGGAGGAAAACGCUCUGUACGUCCUUUCCGCCACCACCACCCCGAUUUGCGGAGAGGGGUCGGGCCAAGGGGCGGCGGAAUCAGCCCCUUUCUCCCGGGGAGGCGACCCCGACUCGGGGAGCCGCCGGAGGUAGCCGCUGCGAAGAGGGGGCGCAGGAAAAGAGAUGCAUUGAAAGUUUCCGCGCAAACUUUGCCGUGAGUGCGCGAAUCCGAGCGAGCGCGGCGCGGGUGCCUGCCUGCCCCGACGCGGGGAGAGCGCCGCGGACGGGCGCCGCUGUGGAGCUCGGACUGCCCGGCGGCGGGGGCCGGGCGGCGGCAGUGCGGCCGCGGAGCCUGCGCUCGGCCCGGCGGAGCGCCCACGGAAAGCAGCAGCGGGGGCCGGCGGAGAGCCGGGCUUAUGGAGGGGUGAAACCGGAGACCCCGAAGAGGAACACCCCUUACCCCGCAACCUUUCGCAGCGCCCGGCCGGCGGCACCCCAGGAGGCGGCGGUGGGCACGGAGGAGGAGCGGGCGAGAGCGCGGGGCGGCGGCGGCGGCGGCAGCGGGGCGGCGGCGGCGAGGCGGAGCACGGCGGGUCCCGCUUCGCGGCGUGCGCCGGCAACCAUGAACUUUCUGCUCACUUGGAUCCGCUGGGGGCUGGCGGCGCUGCUCUAUCUGCAGAGCGCGGAGUUAUCGAAGGCUGCGCCGGCCCUGGGGGAUGGGGAGCGGAAACCCAAUGAAGUUAUCAAAUUCCUGGAAGUCUACGAGCGCAGCUUCUGCAGGACUAUUGAGACCCUGGUGGACAUUUUCCAGGAGUACCCUGAUGAGGUGGAGUACAUAUUCAAGCCAUCCUGCGUGCCUCUGAUGAGAUGUGCGGGUUGCUGCGGCGAUGAGGGCCUAGAAUGUGUCCCUGUGGAUGUGUACAACGUCACAAUGGAGAUCAUGAGAAUUAAACCCCAUCAGAGUCAGCACAUAUCACACAUGAGCUUCUUACAGCACAGUAAAUGUGACUGCAGACCAAAGAAAGAUGUCAAAAACAAACAAGAAAAAAAAUCAAAACGAGGAAGGGGGAAGGGUCAAAAGAGAAAGCGCAAGAAAGGCCGGUACAAACCACUCAGCUUUCACUGUGAGCCUUGCUCAGAGAGGAGAAAGCACUUGUUUGUACAAGAUCCCCAGACCUGUAAAUGUUCCUGCAAAUUCACAGACUCACGUUGCAAGUCGAGGCAGCUUGAGUUAAACGAGCGCACUUGCAGAUGUGAAAAACCAAGACGGUGAGCAGCGGAAAAGAAGGGGAAACAGCCCUGUUUCUGGAGCCUGAUUUCUCGCCUGGACAGAAUAAAACAAAACAAAACACUAAUCCAAAUGAACCCUAAAAAUGAAGGAUCGGUAGAGCACAGCACUUUCAGUACGGACGAUGGACUCCGGAAGGAACAUUCCCCAAGGCACCCGCCGCACAGAAUUCACCUUUGGGUUUUGAACUGUUUUAUUUUAUUUUUCUUUUUAUGCUGCUAAAUAACAGAGCCAGGAAGACUUAUAGGGGUGUAUUUGAUGGGUUUUCCCAUGCAUACAUAUAUAUGUGUGUAUACAUGCAUAUACAUAUAUAUAUAUGUAUAUAUAUUUUAACCACAUCUAUAUAUACAUAUAUGUAUAUCUUAACCACACACACACACACACAUAUAUAUAAUAUAUAUAUAUAUAUAUAUACUGAUUAUUUUUUUUAACAUUGCUAAUGUUAUUGGUGUCUUCACUGGAUAAUACUCGACUGCUGUGGACACAAGCGGGCUACUUGGGGCAUAAGAAACAAGCUAAGACUGGACUUGAGUAGAAGCGCUGGGUGUAAACUUCUUAACUCUAACUGACUUGUGCGGCCUCCGCUGUUUCUCUGUAGAGUGUGCUGUACCACAAACCACCUUCUCCUUACCUGGGACAGGGAGGAGAGGUGAUGGAGAGGAUGGGCAGGGCGUUCCAAAGAGCGGCAUCCUAGGGUGCGAUGGGUCAAAGGCCAAGGAAAUGGCCAUCUCCGUGAUCAAGGAUUCCUCCUCCCCUCUCUUCCCCCAACCUUCGCCCUUACUCGUCUCAUAACCUGCCUGCCUUGCCGGGACAUGGGAUGUCAGUGUACAUUUUGCGUUGACUUUAUUCGCUGUAGAACCUUUGCCAGAGAGUCAUGCUGGCUUCUCUUAAGGAUGGUGGGCAGCUGAUGCGUACUGACUUUCUGUUCAAGGAAUUAUCACAGGAGUCUAGAUUUCCCGCCCUUGGUGGCUGCAGAAGGACACAAGGUCUACAGUGUGCUGAAGCAAGAAUGGGGACCGGUGCAUAGCCACACAGUUGUUCAGCACUGUCUGCUUUCUUCAUGCACAGAGCUGCCACUCAAGAGCAUCCAAGAUGCUUAUGGAACAUUUCUGGAAAGGGAUAUUAAUCAGAAGUAUAUACACAGUAGUGGGGGUGUGUGUGUAUGUAUGGGAAUGUAUGCAUUUGUGUGUAUGUAUGUAUGUAUGUAUGUGUUUUUCUCUCUUUUUUAUAUAUAUAUAUUUAUUUUUAUACAUAUAUAUAUAUAAAAAAAUAAUAUAUAUGUAUGCCAAGAUUGAAGAGGGGAAAAAAGAAAGCAACUUUUGCUGCCUUCAGUUUGCGUGCCCAGUGUGAAUGACCCUGAAGAACGUCAAGUUUUUUUUUUAAUGACGUACUGUAAAUAUCAGGCCCCUUUUCCAUGUCUUGGGCUGGGGAAUCAAAUGUGAAGACAGCUGGAGUCCCUUAGCUAUGUCGUGAGGUUCUUGGCUAUGUGUGUAUCUGCAGUGUAGGCUGUGGUGUACUUGAAACCCACCUUACACACGUGCCCACACACACACACACCCCUGAAAGUGUGUUUGUACAUCUAUGUGGAUAUAUAUAAUCUAGUUCUGUGAUUAAAAUUAUUAUUAAUAAUAAUAAUAAUCAAAAAGGUACUCGGUCUGUGUCAGAAUGCUGCCAAACAUCAUCUGCAAUUGAAUUUUCAACGCCUGAUAAUGUACAACAUGGAAAGCUUCCAAAAAGACAAGACAGUCUAAAAACAGACUCACAACAAGCGACUACUAACCACUAGGAUCUCCCCAUCCGACUGAUGGCUUUCAGAAGGAGAGAAAACACACGGGUGGGUGCUUGCAUCUGCAAUGUAGAAUACUCAUGCUGCAUCGUGUGCAAGACAGAGGCUUCCGAUUGGGGGAGGGAAGAGAAAGUGUUUUAUAUACUUAUUUAAUAUCCCUUUUAAAAUUAGAAAUUAAACAGAUAAUUUAAUUAAAGAGUAGGGAUUUUUCAGUAUUCUUCGUUAAUAUUUAAUUUCAACUAUUUAUAAGCCGUACCUCCUUUUUUCUUUUUUUUUUUUUUUUUUUUUUUUUUUGUACUGGUUGUGUAUAAAUUUAACCUUCCUGUUGUCCCAUCCCGUCUCUCCCCAAUUGUUGGCAGAGUCAGUAGCAUGUUAUGGGCAGUUAUUUAAUUAAUUUCUCUAACACCUACCCCUACACAUUCCUAUUGAGACAACGGUUAGAUAUACAUCUACAUACUAUAUAUAUAUUUGGCUAUGUGUUUGUAUAUAUAUAUAUGUUUAUGUAUAUGUGUGAUUCGGAUUAAAUAGACACUACAAUUUUUUUAUAUAUGUAAAAAGAAGAAACAGGAAAAAAUAGAAUAUUCUACAUCUUGAAUCUCUCUCCUUUUUAAUUUUAAUAUUUGUUAUCAUUUUAUUUAUUGGUGCUACUGUUUAUCUGUAAUAAUUGCGGGGAAAAAAGAUAUUAACACUACAUAUUGUGUCUAGUGAAUUUUUUCAAGAUAUUCCAUAGUACAUAUUUAUUUUUAAACAAAGAAAUUACAGAUAUAUCUUAAAACAACAACGACGACAACAAACAAACCUUUUUUGUAUUAAAGAAUUUAAUUCUGACCUUGAUUUCCUUUGCCUUCUCCUUCUGCCUUGCAUCCUGGUUUUCUUCCAUUGUGUAACAGUUUCUCCAGCAUUGCCUCUGGAGGCUACAGGGCAACAGCAACCUACCAGUUGGACUCUUGGAUUUGUGCCCAGAGCUUCCAAAAGCACCUAGGUACCUGAAACCCACUGAAAUGAAUGGGAGGUAGGCACCAGAAUCCUUGUGUGGAGCUCAGCCAGAGUUCCCUGCUUGGUGAGAAGAGGGUGGUGUGAUGGGCAGGACCAAGGGGGCAGGACUCCUGGGUUCCUUCCCAGCGUGAUGCCAAGCAGUGUGGUGAUGGUCCCAACCCUGCCUCUCUUGUCAGGAGUCAAGUCCCAUGAGCUAAGUACUGUACAGACAUGAGUAGAUGCAAUCCUGGUGGAAUUUACAAUCCAAGGUGAAAGUAAUGCUGUGAGCCUGCCCUUUCUGGUAAUGGACUUGGUGUUUGCAGUUGGAUCUGUGUGCAUGUAACACGCUGUCAGUGAUGGCUCAGCCAGACCUUGCCAUCCUGGAUGACUUUGAACAAAAACCUGUUUAGUUCUGACAGUGCUCAUCUCUUCAUGAGGGAUCUUGAUACCAUUGCAUCUUUUGUGAUGUGCUUUGGGGUCUAGGAGGAAAAACUUUGGCAGUGGUGUAAUUUCCUCAUUAUCCAUGGAGAUGCAUGUGUCACGUGUCAGUCAUCUGUCCACACUGGAAAGGAGCAUGCAGGAUGUUUCCUGAACGUCUGGGAGGCGACUCAGGGUAAUACAGACCACUGAGUUCAUGGCUGCAUCAUUCCUGCUCUUGCGAAGGUAAAGAAUCUGGCUUCUGUUUAGGAUGGACUCAAGUAGCUCAACAGGUGGACCAUCAGUCACUGCCUCAUCAGAGAGUGGAGCAGAGGAAAGAGGAUGAGUACCUGAGGACAUUUUGUUUCACUGUAUUCAGUAACGUCUUGUGGAUUGCAGGAGUGAGGUGGGAACAUAAGCCACCUGGAUGUUUCUGCAUGAGGAACCCAAAGGAGUUGCUUCCCUUCUAUAUUCACCACUGGCUUUUUUUCUGUGUGGAUCUAUGGCUGUUCCACUUGUGGCUGUGCAAAGUGAUGAAGACAGCAAGCCUAUCCUCAGGAGACCUGCUCUGCCUCUGUGAUCUGGGAAAUGUUUACAAGUCAUCAAAUUGGAAAAAUUGAAACCCUCAGGUAAGUGCUUCUCCCCUGGGCUGAGCUGGAUGUGAAAUCUCAGCAUGAAGGACCCAGGUCUCCUGUAUGGAUGAGUCAGCAUGUUCCUGUCAGUCACAAAACAUCAAAGCAUCAUCAGCAUGUCAAACCCAACACAUCAAAUUCUGUCCCACCAAUGGCGAGCUGGACUGGCUACUCCUGGUGCCCCUCUCUUUUCCUACCUCUAAGGGCUCAGAAGAAGUAGGAUAUCUGCAGAGCGAGAUGACCUGGUAGACACGUACUUCAUGAGACAGUGGCCGGAUGGCAUAUUUCAGAUGGGACAGCUCACAGAAUUUGUGUGGAUGCAGCAGAGCCAAGGUAGCUGCCUUAAACAUCAGGAAGACCCUGCCCAAGCCAGCUCUGGUGAGGGUUACCUGGGGCCCUGGAAGCAGUCCAACUCUUUAUUCUCCAUGGUGGGUAUAACUGGGCUGUCAUC